AAGGUUGGACGUGGUGCUUAGGGACAUGGUUUAGUGGUAAUAUUGGUGGUAGGGGGAUGGUUGGACCAGAUGAUCUGGGAGGUCUCCUCCAACCGCACGGACCCCAUGACUCCAGCAUUCCCUCCCCGCCCCUCAGCGCCCUCCCGCGGCCCGCCUGCACAAGGCUCCUCGGAGCGCUGCGCGAGGCGCUGUUGUUGCCGCGGCAACCGCCGGGCGCCCUGAGGGGAGCGGCGGCGGCCGGGGCCGGGACCGGGGCUGGACCCAGUGCGGCGGCGGCUGAGGUGGGCUGGGACAAGGAGGGCCGGGCCGGGCCGAGGAGCCGCUCGGGUUCAGGGGCUGCUCCUGCCCCUGCGGGGAAGGCAGCGCUCGGUCGGGAGGAGGCCUCGGUGCUGCGGGGAGCCCCUCAGGCAGCCCCCGCGUCCUCCUCUUGCUGCUUUGGUGACGGGGAAAAGUCACGCUAAAAAGACAGGGGAUUCCCUCCUGUCACUUACAGCCAGCAGAAAGACCCAUGUUAAAGGAACGAGGGAAAAAUGUAAAUCUGUUGGAGGAACUCAUGUCUGAAGGCUUCCAAAGCAGGAUGGUGCAGAUCUGCCUGUGAGGGGGGAGGAGGAGACUGACUGAUGAGCGCCUUUGGUUUGCCAGGCGGCAGUCAGCAGUAAGAAUCAAUUGCCAAUCCAGAAAAAGAACCAAUGUCUCAGGAGAAGGAAGAAGAUUAAAUUCCACGUAGUCUAAAUACAGAAGGAUUAAACAAAAACUUUCAUGCAAUUCCUGACAAUGAUAGACAGGAAGACCUGUUAAAUUCAGCAGAGAGUCCUGAAGCAGCUGCCCCAACUGUGAAAAGUUAGAGUUGAAAUGUCGCAUGAAGUUCCUAAAGCAGAUCAGGAAAGCCGUAAAAUGACGAAAAAUGAAUCAAAAAGUGAUUUACCUGGAAAAAAGUAUGAAUAUGAAUCCUCGGCUGAGAGAAAUACUUCCACAGUGCCUCAGGGUGUCCCUGAAGCAGGUGUGAGGAAGCUCACAUUUGCAUCGGAUACAAAAGACACCAGGGAACUGAACCAAGAGCUUUCAGAAGCUGUCAAUGCAGAUGCCAGACCAGACACAUCAUCAGCAGAGAAUCCUGAAAGUGCUGAAAAAGGAUCAACAUUUUUGAUGCCUGAAGAAAAAGAUGAGAAUUUUACACUUAGACUAAAUGAUAAAGGACUCCAGGAUACGCCUCUGCUCACUUUUGAAAGCCAAAAUUUGAAACGCUUGUUCUUACACAACAAUGAACUAAAAACACUACAUUUAAAUGUAGGAAAUCUAACUAAUCUGGAGAUCCUGUUACUUGAAAGAAAUAGACUGACGUGUUUGCCACCAGAAAUAUCAUUUCUUCAUAAAUUAACAGUAUUGAAUGUCAGUCACAACCAGUUACUGUAUCUGCCUAAAGAAUUUUCAAAGCUUGUAAAUCUUAAGGAACUUUUUCUCAAUCACAACAACAUGGAUGAAUUUCCUUUUGCACUGAGAAGCCUUGAAACAUUGGAGCUUGCUGGGAACAAGCUGAAAACUUUGCCAGAUGCCAUCGUUGACAUGGAAAAAUUGAAGGUAUUCAACAUUGAUUCCAAUCACUUCUCAAUAUUUCCAAGGGUUCUCUGCUACCUUCCUAAUCUAGUAAAACUCAGCAUAUGUCAGAACUCGAUUCAGAGUUUACCAAAGGAUAUUAAAGAGCUCAAGAAACUAGAAGAAUUUUCAAUUAGUAACAAUAAGCUUGUAUUUUUGCCUGUGCAGUUUUUCCAGUUGACAAAACUGAAAGAACUCAGAGCUGAUGAUAAUAAAUUGGAGUUUCUUUCAGAUAAAGUGGAGAAUUUAAGAGAACUUAGGUUUCUGAACCUUGCAAAAAAUUUAUUCAAAAGCCUUACAGAUAAUCUUUGCAACUGUACCAUGUUGAAACAUCUCAUUAUACAUGAUAAUCAGUUAACCCAGCUCCCUGCUAAUAUCCACAGACUUAGAAAUCUAAAGGAGUUUUCUGUAAGUAGGAAUCAGCUGGACUCACUGGAUGAGCAAGUAUCCUAUUUAAAAGACCUCUCCAAGAUAGAGCUUUCAGGAAAUGCAUUGACAAACAUUCCCGUUGAAUUAAAAGAUUGCAUACAGAUAACCAAAGCUGACCUCAGCUAUAAUAAGCUCUCUCAGUUUCCAAAUGCAUUGUGCGCGCUAUCUGAUCUUAAAUACUUAAAUCUUAGUGGCAACUCUAUUUCAGAAAUAAUACCUGGAAUUUCCGACAUUAAAGAUUUGGAGCAUCUAGAAUUAAACAAAAAUAAACUGUCCUCAUUUUCUGCAUGCUUGUGCAGCCUUACAAAACUAGUUUACUUGGAUUUAAGUGAGAAUGAAAUCAGUAACAUACCAGCAGUGGUAUCUGAGAUGAAGGCUCUCCGGGUGCUGCUUUUACACCAUAACAAGUUUGACUCAUUUCCUGAAGAGCUGUGUACUUUAAAGUUUUUAAAAGCACUCGACAUUUCAAAUAAUCAGAUAAAGACCAUUCCUUUAAAAAUUAGCAAUCUGGAAGCGAUCAAAGACUUAAAUGUAUCAGACAACCGGUUUGCAUCUUUUCCUUCUGAAAUAUGUCAUCUGUCCUCACUGGAGAAAUUGACCGUGUCUCAUAUGCAUGGGUUGAAGUUAACUCAAAUUCCAGAGGAGCUAUCUAAACUGGUUUGCCUCCGGGAGCUUGACAUAUCUCAUAAUGCGUUAAAGGAAAUGCCAGACAGCAUAGGGGAACUGGAAUGUUUGGUCCAUUUAAUUGCAAAUAAUAAUGAUAUCAGCCAGCUCCCCAAGUCUAUUACAUCGCUAAGAAAUCUACAGCACCUUGAUCUGAGUGAAAAUCGACUGAAAUCUUUGCCUGCUGGUCUUCAUCACCUUCAUUUGCUGAAAGAUAUAAACUUUGAUGGAAAUUUUCUGUUUGAGCCACUGAAAGACCUGUGUAGAGGAAAGCAACUGCAUCCCAUUCUGUGCUAUCUGGAAAGUGCCAAUGAAAGAGAUGAGAAGAUACUGCGUAAGAUGAUAGAAGUGAUUGCUGACAACGUUGCUUCUGAAAAUUUUGAAUUUUUCUGUCAGAAACUGCAACUUCGUCAGGCUGACAUCAAGUCUCUGGAAAAUACCAGGACUCUUAAGUUGAAGGAGAAAAUCAUCAAGGCACUGGACAUUUGGAUCAGUGAAAACCAAGACCUAACUUAUGCUGAAAUGGUAGAUAAACUGAUCAGAAUACUAGUAAUGACAGGCAUGUAUGAUCUAACCAACAAAGUGAAAGCUUUAAAACUCUAUUCACAAAUGGUGAAAUUCUAAACAAGGAGCGUACAAAGAGUACUUAUGAACAGAACAAAGCCGUGUGUUGCCACUCUUUUUAUCCCUGAAAUUAUUUUCACUUUGAUCGUACCAUAUCAUGAGAACUCAGCCUGUUUUUAGAAAGUCAUUCAUGAUUUUGUAUUAGCUUGUCUAAUCUUUUAAAGAUUGCUUCUGCAAAAAAAUAAAAAUCAAAAAUGCAGCUCUUUGAUUUCCAAAGUGAAGUCACUUUAAUUUGUUAAAAAAUGUACUUAAACUUAUGAAAACAUUAGCAGAUCUUGAGUCUAUUACAUCAAGUUGUUUUAUUCAGUGCUGUGAAAUUCCCACCUUAAAUUAUUGAAUAAUGUUUAUAAACAGAAAAAAAAUGUUCAUGGUUUUAGCACGUUGCAACAAAUUUUAGUGUUCUCUGAAGCUGUAUGAAGAUACAGUGAGCAUUCUGAGCAUCUUUCUAGCUUACAUUUUAGAGCAGGAAGAAGUAGGCUGUUUCCCAGUAAUUGCAGCAUACAGGAGGUUUGUGUUUGGAAGCAGGGAAUUGGGAGUCCAGAAAGAUAACAUGUUGCCUUAAUGGAUGUAAUGGAAAAGCUGCCAUGGGUACAUCAGUGAUAAAAAGAAGAACAGGGAAAUUGUGGGCCCUCUCCAGAAGGAAACGGGAGACCUGGUCACCCAAUGACUUUUUUUGCCUCAGUCUUCAUAGGCAAGAGCUCAGCCACAUAGCCCAACCUGCAGAAGGCAAAGGCAGGGACUGGGAGAAUGAAGAACCGCUCAUGUAGGAGACCAGGUUUGAGACCUGAUAAGGAACCUAAAGGCGCACAAGUCCAUGGGACGUGACGAGAUAUAUCCACGGGUCCUGAGGGAACUGGCAGAUGUAGUCGCUACUGUCCAUCAUAUUUGAGAAGUUGUGGCAGUCUGGUCAAGUUCCGACUGAGUGGAAGAGGGAAAACAUACCCCCCUUUUUUGAAAAGGGAUAAUGGAAGACCCAGGGAACUACAGGCCAGUCAGUCUCACCUCUGUGCCCAGCAAGAUCAUGGAGCAGAUCCUCCUGGAAACUUUGCUAAGGCACAUGGAAAAAUAUACUCAAACUAUCAGCCUGACCUGACCUCAGGCUGUGUAAGGCCAGAUGCCCUGCCUUCCUAUCAUUUGGUAAUGACCGCUAGCCCUCAGGUUGUUCUUGCGACUUUCUGGUGCCCUUUCAUCUUGCGCUGAAACUUCUGGCUCACAAUCCUCCCCUAUCCUUACCUGUCCUACCUUCUGUUUCUGGUCACCUUUCUGGACUUUUUUUUUCCCUACAUUUUAAAAAUUACACCCUUUUCCCACUGCUCUGCUCUGGAGAGGUGAUGUUUACCCCUUCAUCCUCAAGUGGCAGGAUCAGCCGGUGGCAGCAUCACGAGCGUGCAGGGAAGACUUCUGAGCACAGGGCCGCAGAGGAAGCACCUCUUCGGGACCCAGCACACAAAGCGCGCUUCCCUCGUCCCGUGCCUUGUCCCUUUUUCAGGGCUGACGGUCAGAUCUCGGUGCGGGGGGCGCCUCUAGUGCUGCCCUCAGGCCGUGCCAGUGCCCCUCCUUGGUGAGCUGCGCUCUGGGCCGCCCGUCUCCCCUAUCGCUGCUGCUUCAGGCGCAGCUCCCGCGGAGAGGCACCAAGGCACAAACCCGCAGAGCUGCUGCCCAAGCUCCCCGCCGUCCGAGCGCACACCCGGGGCCCGAAAUUAACCACUGACGCCGUGGGGCAGCGGCCCGGCCCCUCAGCACGGCGGGGAUCCCCUCAGCCAACGCCCGCCCCACAGACACCGCCAUCCCCCCCCCGGGCACCAUUUCGCGCACCGCCCCC
Messenger RNA from Cygnus olor (mute swan), 5131 nucleotides. RefSeq names its product lanosterol 14-alpha demethylase-like. Gene Ontology annotation, molecular function: heme binding; oxidoreductase activity, acting on paired donors, with incorporation or reduction of molecular oxygen; monooxygenase activity. The transcript is spliced from 7 exons. The coding region runs from base 853 to 3309 and encodes 818 amino acids. The record is from RefSeq and is a predicted model, not a curated record. NCBI's taxonomy places the organism in Eukaryota, Metazoa, Chordata, Aves, Anseriformes, Anatidae. Gene Ontology annotation, biological process: signal transduction.